Molecule: messenger RNA, 1320 nt
Organism: Dibothriocephalus latus
Lineage: Eukaryota; Metazoa; Platyhelminthes; Cestoda; Diphyllobothriidea; Diphyllobothriidae
Source: the annotation of a GenBank genome assembly
UUUAUUCGACUGGCUGACUACUUGAUAAUGAGCACCCUACAUGUGCUGACUUUCAACUCCAUCUACGCCCUUAAUAAGGUCUUCACGGAAGAGCUUUCACGCAUUCCCGACAUGGCUGAAAUUGAUGCCCUCAAAAUUGAAGUGAAACUCAGACUGCAUCCCGAGGAGGAGCCGAGUGAAGAUGAGGAUGCCAUUAUGAUGCCAAAACAGGCCAACAAAAAUGCUGCCGCAAUGGAAACCAUGCUCGGCACAAGCAACCUCGUGCCUGACCCAUACUUUGAUGCCUUCACGAGGCCUUUCAUUAACAAUAAAUUCGAAGACAAGACUUGUGGUCAGGGUCCGCAACUGCGAGCCAUCUUUGAAGAGGACAUGCUAUUGCAGGACAUUAUUUCGGGCCUUCAGAAUAAUGUGAAUUACGCAUUCAACGCGAUUAACCACUACAUUGCGACGUUUACGGAAAUUACUGAGUUCUUCAAGUCAAACGAUGUAGUCAGCCAGGAGUCUGUCGAAAAUGCUCGAAACGUUGUCGCCGGAGACUUGAAGGGUGUUAAAAGGCUUCAAUCAGACGUUGAUUUCUUCCGAGAGGGUCUUGCGACGUACCAUCGACAGGUAUCUAUGACCAAUAAGAUCCCCUCUUGCCGGCCUAUUGGCCUCUUUAUGGUCGAUACAACUGCCUUCAAGAACAAGGUCAUACCCUCACCACUGCGCUGCUUGGACUGCAUUCAUGCGAUCAUUCCACUGGUAUCGCGCAAGGAAGUUGAUCGUCUCACGCAGGAAACGCAAGACGCCGAGUACACCCUUGCCCUCCCGCUCUCUACUACCGCUGAUUAUGUCAGCCAUCUCUCCUUCCUACGCAAAGUUCAACUCCGCGUGCGUCAUUAUGAUUUUUGUGGUGGCUUUGAGUCUCACUUUCGAAUGCACUUACCUGUUGUCUUCCAGACCCUCUUCCCUGGAAUUGAGCGCGCCAAGACGGCAAUAGAUCGAGCGCUAGCCGAACGCGAUGGAAGCAUCGACAAGUUCUGCGCCUGUCUGGAUAAGGACAUUGGAGAACUGCUCCAUGACAUCCGCGAAGCAAAGCAGGCAGUUGGCAAUCCAAUGCUUCUGGACAUUGAGAAGGAGCGCGAGCCUCUCUUGAAUGAAUUGGCACGUGUUCGUGAAAUCGUGGACGAACUUCAGACGAGGGCUCAGACUUACAGGGGCUACCAGAAGUCCUUCAAGGUCCGUCUACUCGAAUUUUUUUUUGAACUUUAUCUGAAGAAACUUAAUAAACUUAACUACUCUCCCAGGAUACCGCACUCUCAUUUUCACCGCUACCAUUAG